Messenger RNA from Megalobrama amblycephala (Wuchang bream), 903 nucleotides. RefSeq names its product zinc finger protein 239-like. The transcript has 2 exons. NCBI's taxonomy places the organism in Eukaryota, Metazoa, Chordata, Actinopteri, Cypriniformes, Xenocyprididae. Gene Ontology annotation, molecular function: DNA-binding transcription factor activity, RNA polymerase II-specific; RNA polymerase II transcription regulatory region sequence-specific DNA binding. The annotation marks the transcript as partial. The record is from RefSeq and is a predicted model, not a curated record. Gene Ontology annotation, cellular component: nucleus. Gene Ontology annotation, biological process: regulation of transcription by RNA polymerase II.
AGUGAGAACAUGAGUGAUCCAGAACCCUGCAGAAUGAAACACACUGAAGAUACUGAAGAACAAAGAGACCUGAUGGAAGUGAAGGAGGAGAGUGAAGAACUGAGUGAAGUGGAGGAGGAACAUCAUGUCAAACCUGGAGAAAAACCUUUGAGUCGAUCAAAGACUAAAACAACAUUUUUAAAGAAAAGAAGAGCAAAGAAAUCUACAACCUGCACUCAGUGUGGAAAGAGUUUCACAACCAAACAAAAUCUUGAGGUUCACAUGAGGAUCCACACCGGAGAAAAGCCAUUCACAUGUGAUCAAUGUGGAAAGAGUUUCACAUACAAACAUCAUCUUGAGCGUCACAUGAGGAUUCACACUGGAGAGAAGCCGUUCAUAUGUGAUCAGUGUGGCAAAACAUUUUGUAUGGCAUCAGCCCUUAAGGCACACUUGACAGUUCAUACAAAGGAUAAGCCAUAUUCAUGUUCUGUGUGUGGAAAGAGUUUUUCACAGCUGCAAAGUUUACAUAAACAUCAGAAAAUACACACUGGUGUGAGAGAGUUCAUGUGCUUUGAGUGUGAGAAGACUUUUAUUACAGCAAACUGUUUAAAAGUGCACCAGAGAAUUCACACUGGAGAAAAACCUCACAAGUGUUCACACUGUGAAAAGAGAUUCAGUGUGUCAUCACAUCUGAGAACUCAUGAGAGGAUCCACACUGGAGAAAAACCUUACAAGUGUUCACACUGUGACAAGAGAUUCAAUUGUUCAUCACAUCUGAAAACACAUGAGAUGAUCCACCGCAGAGAGAAGCCGCACAUGUGUGAUCAGUGUGGAAAGAGUUUCUCUUGUAAAAGUCACCUGAACCGACACAUGAAGAAUCAUGCAGUGGAGAAACCACAUCACCACAGAGAUCAUGGUACGUAA